Arachis duranensis is the source of this 5048-nucleotide messenger RNA. Its product is annotated as SAC3 family protein B. Gene Ontology annotation, biological process: mRNA export from nucleus. The transcript is spliced from 15 exons. The record is from RefSeq and is a predicted model, not a curated record. NCBI's taxonomy places the organism in Eukaryota, Viridiplantae, Streptophyta, Magnoliopsida, Fabales, Fabaceae. Bases 207 to 4826 code for a protein of 1539 amino acids. Gene Ontology annotation, cellular component: cytoplasm; nucleus; transcription export complex 2.
UAUUGAGUAACAGAAAGACAAAGGAGCAAAGCUCCAUUGAGGAGGAGGGUGUUUCAGUUUCGUUACUCUGAUUCUGAACCCUCCCAACUCCAACUCACAGCUCCAAAAGUUGGAAGCUUUAAAACACAUUCCUUCUAUUCAAUUCCCUUCCCCUAACCAAUCAUCAUCGCUGCGAUAAAUGCCAUAGAAAAAGAAGAGAUACAAGAAUGUCGUAUACGGGAUUUGGGAAGGGUUCUGGACCCUCUGCACCUCCCAAAUCCCAACCCCCUUUCGGCUUCAACAACUCUUUUCCUCGUCCUUCUUCUUCUCCUCCUCCUCCUCCUCCUUCUUCUUCUCUCCCAACCCCUCCUAGACCCAGAUCCAUUGAAUCUUCUGGUUGGAGUAAUGUUCAGAGACCUUUCUAUAGAGAUUUAGAAACUCAUACUCCUGUAAGAUCCACUCCUGUCACAACAUUUAUUGCUUCACGCGAUUCCACAAAUGGUGUUACAGCCAGAAUUUCUAGAUUUCCGAACCCAGAACGGACCAGAUCUCCCCCUGUGUCCUAUGAAGAUCUUGAUGAUUUGAGGGACCCUGACCAAACUGUCCAAAGAAAUAACCAGUCAAGUUCACCAGUUGAUGGUCGCGGUCAUUUACUUCAUUUAAAAUCACCACCACAAUCAGCUCCUUCAUUACCUUCAAAUCAUCACUCUGUUUGGAAUUCUCAAAGUCCCUCAACUUCUGUCCAGCAGCAAGCUUUAUCUCCCAGAGCAUGGAAUGGCCAAGCCAGUUAUGCUAACCCUUCGAACCAUCAAAACCUUUCCCCAGGCCCUCCAUACAUUGGUUCUCAGAAUCUCCAGAAUAAUGUUACAAAAGAACUUAACAGUCAAGGGUCAAAGAGGACUAGGUCACCUCCUUCAUCUUCUGCCAUCAGACAGGAAGUUGUUCAUAAAGAAUUUAGAAGGCCUUCUAUAUCUCCACCUAGAAUGACAAAUACGUCAAAUGUUCUAAGGACUGGGCCUCCUCAAAUGAAUCAAAGAUCCUUAACAUCUGUUGUUUCUGAAGCCACUGAUAGUGGGCCCAUCAGCUCCACUCCAACUAAGAGAGGAAGGUCUCCUCCUUCAUCAUUUCCGGUCAAUGAAACUGUUGAAGGCAACUCCAUCUCCAUAGAAGACAGCCCUGAACGUGAAGCGCUAGCCAAGGCAAAGCGUUUAGCUCGCUUCAAGGUAGAAUUAAGCAAAUCUGAACAGAAUAGUGCUGAUGUUGCUGACCAGAAGGCUUCUGCAAAUAGACAUGAACAGUCUGUGUUGGAGCAGAGAUAUGUUGGGGGGCAUGCGAUGGAUUCAGCUGGAAACUUCACUAAUGGCCAUGCUGUUUCUGAUCAUGAAGGCCUUGAAACAUCCAAAGUAAUUAUUGGCUUAUGUCCAGAUAUGUGUCCUGAGCCUGAGAGGGGAGAGCGUGAAAGGAAAGGGGACCUUGAUCAGUAUGAACGCUUGGAUGGAGAUAGAAAUGUAACCAGCAGACUUCUUGCAGUUAAGAAGUAUACUAGGACAGCAGAGAGGGAAGCAAGCUUGAUUCGACCUAUGCCCAUACUGCAGAAGACAAUUGAUUAUCUACUUUCUCUGCUAGAUCAGCCCUAUGAUGAGAGGUUUCUUGGUGCAUAUAACUUCUUGUGGGAUAGGAUGAGAGCAAUUCGAAUGGACCUGAGAAUGCAGCACAUUUUCAAUCAAGGGGCUAUUACUAUGCUUGAACAGAUGAUCAAAUUACACAUCAUUGCAAUGCAUGAAUUAUGCGAAUACACAAAAGGAGAGGGAUUUUCUGAGGGAUUUGAUGCUCACCUCAAUAUUGAACAGAUGAACAAAACUUCGGUUGAAUUGUUUCAGAUGUAUGAUGAUCACAGAAAGAAAGGAAUACUUGUGCCUACUGAAAAAGAGUUUCGAGGUUAUUAUGCUCUCCUUAAAUUGGAUAAGCACCCUGGCUAUAAAGUUGAACCUGCAGAGCUAUCCCUCGAUCUCGCUAAGAUGACUCCAGAGAUAAGGCAGACUCCAGAAGUUCUAUUUGCCCGCAAUGUAGCAAGAGCUUGCAGAACUGGUAAUUUUAUUGCCUUCUUUCGACUUGCAAGAAAAGCUACUUAUCUUCAGGCAUGUCUAAUGCAUGCGCACUUUGCAAAGUUGCGUACCCAGGCACUUGCUUCUUUACAUUCUGGUCUGCAGAAUAACCAAGGCCUCCCUGUUUCUCAUGUUGCUAACUGGCUUGCCAUGGAGGAUGAAGUUAUAGAAGACCUCUUGGAGUAUCAUGGAUUCUUGAUAAAGUCAUUUGAAGAACCAUACAUGGUGAAGGAAGGCCCAUUUCUCAAUGGUGAUACUGACUAUCCCACGAAGCGUUCCAAACUUGUGCACAAGAAAAAGUCUGAAACAAUAAUUGAGGAUGUAUCACCCUUGAGUCAAGCGGAAGUACCACCUGCGGUAACUAAGAUAGAGACAAGAAAGCAAAACAAGGAGGAGCCUCAAAUAGUUCCGUCCAUUGAAAAUGAUAGUUCUAGACAGAAGCUUGAUGAGGAAAUGCCUGACUCACAAGUUACGUUGUCCCCAAAAGAUAGCAAAGCAGGAAAGGCUAUCCCUUGGAUACAAAAUAAGGAAGAGCUACUUGGUCGUCAAGACAGUGGAAAAUAUCAUAAUAUGGCUAGCCCUAAACCAUCACCGGUCAACUUCCAAUUCCCUAAUAAAAUGCCUGAGCCACAAGUUACUAGUGCGCAUUCUGAUUUAAAUAUGAGAGGCUCUCCUAGUCCUAGGAGAAACUUGAACUUUAAUGUUGAUGUGAGACCAUUGGAGGUUGCACCAAAACCAGCUUCAUCUGAAAGUUCAUUAGUUAGUAGUAUUUUUGUGCCACUUCCUGUGGCCCAUGAUGUAUCCAAGGAUCAGUCUCUUGUUAUCCGCCAGGAAGAAAAUGAGGAUCAAGUGGAUGAUAACAGUGAAGACUUUCAAGAUAAAGAAAUUGCUGACGCCAAGCUGAAGUUGUUCUUAAGGUUAUGGAGGAGACGAGUGUCAAAAUUAAGGACGUUACGUGAGCAGAGGCAGUUAGCAACAAAUGCUGCAUUAGAGUCAUUGCCAUUGGGUCCUCCAAUUCGACAAUAUACAAAUCAACCUGGUAGCUUUGACAAGUUUGACAUCGAUACAGCUAUGAGGGAGAGAUGUGAAAAGCAGGAAAAGUCACAAGCAAGACUUAAUGUCUCAGAAAUAGUUGCCAAUACACUAGACAGAAGAAACAAAGAAGCUAAAUGCUUGUGCUGGAAAAUUAUUCUAUGUUCUCAGACGAACAGUGGAUAUGAAAUGGGAUCAGCAGGCUGGUGGUUGGCCUCCAAGCUCAUGCCUUCUAGCGACAAAGAUGUGAUUUUGUCAUCUCCUGGCUUAGCAAUAUGGAGGAAGUGGUUUUCUAGCCAACUCGGCACUGAUCCUACUUGCUGCAUCUCUGUAAUCAGGGAUACAGCACUUGGUAGAUUAGAUGAGGCAGCAUCUGGGGCGAACGCAGUUGUGUUUCUUGUUUCUGAGAGCCUUUCAUGGGAACUGCAGAGAAUUCAUCUCCAUAAUCUUCUGAACACAAUUCCCUCUGGAGCUUGCCUACCACUAUUGAUCUUAUGUGGUAGAUAUGACCAAGGGUUCUCUUCUAUUAUAAUGCAUGAACUGCACCUUCAGGACAUUGAUAAAUCACUGGUUAGUUGCUUCCGGAUUGUUUUCCUUAUUGAAAACCAGCAGGUGGAACACUUAAGUGGAUUUUUCAGUGAUCAACGACUGAGAGAGGGUCUGGAAUGGCUGGCAGGUGAAUCACCUUUACAUCCUACGCUUCGUUGUGUGAAAGUACGAGAACUUGUUCAUAGGCAUCUUAGUUCCUUAUCAGGGGCUCAGGACAUCAGCAGUAACUACAAGUUGGGUCCGAAUGACUGUAUCUCAUUGUUCAAUGAAGCCUUAGAUUGCUCAUUGCAGGAAAUUAUUCUAGCUGCCAAUUCAAAUCCUGCUGGUUGGCCAUGUCCGGAGAUUGGCUUACUUGACAAGUCAUGUGAUGAAGAUAGGGUGGUUAAAAGGUACUUGCCGAUUUUAGGAUGGAGCUCGAAAGCAAAAAUUAAACCAGUAAUUUGUGCUCUGCAAAACUGUAAGCUCCCGACGUUUCCUGAUAAUUUAUCCUGGUUGGCCGGAGGAUGUAAAGCUAGACAUGAAAUUGAGAACCAGAGGAUACAGCUCGAAAAUUGCUUGAUCCUGUAUCUGACUCAUACUUGUAAGAUGAUGGGAGCCCCAUUGGCAACGAAAGAGGCACAUGUCACAAUUCAAACCUGUUCUAGACUGGAGCUGCAUUGCUCAGGCUAUUGUGUAGUUCCUCACUGGGGCAUGAUUUUUCGUCGGAUUUUCAACUGGCGAUUGAUGAGUUUAUGUUGUGGGGAUAUCUCCAUGGCUUAUAUCUCAGAAUCUCAUGAUGUUGGUUUUCCAAGUUCGGAUCUUGAUAUGGGAUUUGAUGCAAGUUUCACUUCAUCUUAUAAUCUUAACCCUACUUUAGAUGAAUUAAUCAGUGUUAAUUUUGACACUCCUCUUCCUGUGAAUGGUCAUCCAGAGCCAAAAGCGAUUCAACAGAUUCCUCAGAAAGACUCAAAUGAUGUAUUUCAUAACGAGAGGAAUGCUGAAACCACUUUCCAUGCUGAUGCAAGCAUAAAUACAGCUUAUACUUUUGGUUUGAACAAUGUUAGCAGUGAAGCAUUAAUGAAAGAAAAUUCAACCAAAGAAGCUGAUCAGUUAAGCAAGUUGUUGGAACAGUGUAACUUGUUGCAGGAUGGCAUAGAUAAGAAGCUCUCUAUAUACUUCUGAGUGGCUUGACUUUUUGUAUACUUAGUUUUUCUAAGGUGAUGUUGAUUAGGAAAUUUUGUAUGAUGAAUUCUUUUUUAUAUUUAUUUGGUUUCCAUGAGUUCACACAUUGGAAAGGAAUUGAUACAGUGAACAGAAAAGUUUUUUAACUGUUAAUUGUGUAAAAAUGUAGUAAAGUUUAACACACUAUUUAGCAAUAAAAUUGGCAGAAAAUUUAAUUGUGUA